This is a messenger RNA of Apodemus sylvaticus (European woodmouse), 574 nucleotides long. It is a transcript of the gene Rpl21, whose product is annotated as ribosomal protein L21. Gene Ontology annotation, cellular component: ribosome; cytosolic large ribosomal subunit. Gene Ontology annotation, biological process: translation. Lineage: Eukaryota; Metazoa; Chordata; Mammalia; Rodentia; Muridae. The coding region runs from base 38 to 520 and encodes 160 amino acids. Gene Ontology annotation, molecular function: structural constituent of ribosome. The record is from RefSeq and is a predicted model, not a curated record. The transcript has 6 exons.
UUCGGCCGCGGCAGCCAUCUUCCAGUAACUCGCCAAAAUGACGAACACAAAGGGAAAGAGGAGAGGCACCCGGUACAUGUUCUCUAGGCCUUUUAGGAAACAUGGAGUUGUUCCUUUGGCCACAUACAUGCGAAUCUACAAGAAGGGUGAUAUUGUAGACAUCAAGGGAAUGGGCACUGUUCAAAAAGGAAUGCCCCAUAAGUGUUACCACGGCAAAACCGGAAGAGUCUACAAUGUCACCCAGCAUGCUGUGGGCAUCAUUGUAAACAAGCAAGUUAAGGGCAAGAUUCUGGCCAAGAGGAUCAAUGUGCGGAUUGAGCACAUCAAGCACUCGAAGAGCAGAGACAGCUUUCUGAAGCGGGUGAAAGAGAACGAUCAGAAGAAAAAGGAGGCCAGAGAGAAGGGCACCUGGGUUCAGCUGAAGCGCCAGCCUGCACCACCCAGAGAAGCCCACUUUGUGAGGACUAACGGGAAGGAGCCCGAGCUGCUGGAGCCCAUCCCAUACGAAUUCAUGGCCUGAUGUACAAAAGAGAAAUAAAGGACCCGGACUGCAAAGUGCUCUCCUUAGGCUGAA